Molecule: messenger RNA, 423 nt
Organism: Striga asiatica
Lineage: Eukaryota; Viridiplantae; Streptophyta; Magnoliopsida; Lamiales; Orobanchaceae
Source: the annotation of a GenBank genome assembly
AUGGAUGCGUCACCAGUCGUGUCCGAGGACGAACAUCGCCCAGAACAUAGUGCCCUGCGCGAGCCACCACACAGCGGCGACGAUCAGCCCGGCGACGGCGGCGGCGUCGCGGGCGACGUAGGACAGCGACCGCCACGGAUCCCUGACCCAGCAGUGCGGGGGGAUGGCCGCCCUGACGUCGGCGAUGCGGAACGGCGGCGGAGCCGCCGGGUCGAACCGCUCACCGGCGUCGGCCUCCGCCUUCUGCGCCGCCGGGUCCGCCGCGCGCUUCUUCAUCAGCUCCCGGCAGCCGCCGUCGAUGGCUCCGCCGCCGCUCAUUCUCCUCCAUUGUUACCAAGAAAUGGAACCCAGCCCACUCUGAGCAGAGAUAAAAGACCUGGACACUACAAACAAGACAGAAACGAAGGUAAGGACAAUGAAUAA